AUGAGUCGUCUUCAAAGUGUUUUCACUCCAUCUCUGCUACAGCCUCCCCCUCGCCCACUCGUUUCUUCCCUCUUGAAUUCAUGGGCAGUGGAGGAGGAGGAGAUGUGGGAGAAGGCCGAGUCAUGGGGGUUUCAGACGCCAGGAGAAUACAACAGAGACGUGCUCCGAGCGGCUUUGGCACAGCCAUCUGCAUCUCUCCGUUUCACAUGGGGACGGAGCACCAAGAGAGCCCGGGCCUCUCAAGAGCAGCCUCCCACGUGGCAGCUCGCGUGGGCAGUGCAGCGGUCAGACCUGGAGAUGAGGGCGAGUGUGCAGCUGAGGGCAGUGGAGGGCGAGGAGCAGCAGCGGGCAGCGGUGGGACGGAUACUCGAUGAAGCCAUGAGAGGGGCGGCUGUUGCACAGACAGAGCAGCAGCGCAGCAGGGAGGCGUGUGGGAGGAUGCAGAGGGAGGCAGAGCGGUGCUUGCAGCAGAGUGAGCGGUUCAGAGAGGAGAAGAGCCGACUGGAGGACGAGCUGCUGGGGAAGUUCCUGCUAGUCCUCAACGCGAAGAAGGCAAGAAUACGAGAGCUUGAGGCUUCUCUACAGGUGGUCGGAGGUGCCGGGGCAGGAGGUGGAGGAGGUAAGGGAGGAGGCGGAGGCGCAAAGGCGGGGAGCGGCGGUGCAGGGCGAGUGGGGAAGGGGCGAUGA
Messenger RNA from Closterium sp. Naga37s-1, 687 nucleotides. NCBI's taxonomy places the organism in Eukaryota, Viridiplantae, Streptophyta, Zygnematophyceae, Desmidiales, Closteriaceae. The record is from the annotation of a GenBank genome assembly.